AUGUGGUUAUGGGCUAGUGGUCGAUUACCUUAUUAUAAUGAUUUUUGGUCUCGACCAUUUUUUUCGAUAUAUAUCCUUUUGAUUAUUGCUUAUUGGAGAGAAUUUCAUUUCUAUUGGGUUCAUCGUUUUAUGCAUCCAUGGUGGUCUGUUCAAAAUGGAUUACGUCAAGGUGAUAUUGGUGCAUUUCUUUAUCGUCAUAUUCAUAGUCUUCAUCAUCGAAGUUAUAAUCCUGGCCCAUGGUCUGGAUUAUCUAUGCAUCCAAUUGAACAUUUUAUUUAUUAUACAUGUGCCUAUUUUCCUCUUCUUUUUUCAUGUCAUCCACUUCAUUUUCUUUACACAAAAUUUCAUGCUGAUAUUGCACCAAUUGGUGGUCAUGAUGGUUAUGAUUAUCCAGCUGGUGGCAGAUCCUUUCAUUAUUUGCAUCAUGCAUUUUUCGAAUGUAAUUAUGGAGGACCAUUGGUUAAUUUUGAUCGUCUAUUUGGUACUUACAAAGAAUCCAUCAAGAAACCAUCAGGAGAUGAUAAACAAACAAAUUAA
Molecule: messenger RNA, 537 nt
Organism: Rotaria sordida
Lineage: Eukaryota; Metazoa; Rotifera; Eurotatoria; Philodinida; Philodinidae
Source: the annotation of a GenBank genome assembly